AUGAAACUGCGUAUCUCUAGGCCGCAAAUACGGGUCUCGCAGGGUGAGUCUGCAUUUGCAGCAGGCAAUGCACGGUGGACAAAUCGUGAUCUCGACCCGAUUGCCAAGCAUGGCCGCAAAUGGGGUGUACCCAGUAUAAUAGGUGCGAACAUUUUGCUAGCAUAUUGGAUCUCCGAUGCCUUGAACGCAGCGACCUGGCAAUUCGCCAGCAGUAUGAUUGCCGUCGGCCUCACCUAUCGUGAAGCUCUAGGCAUCAUCGCCUUGUCCUUCUUCAUUAUAUCGUUGGUCAUUGCUGCGAACGGAACUGUGGGCGCCAUAUACCAUGUUCCAUUCCCCGUGAUCGCGCGUGCUAGUUGGGGCUUUUGGGGCUCAUAUAUCGCCAUCAUUUCACGAGUCAUCCUUGCUGUCUUUUGGUUUGCUAUCCAAAAUGUCAACGGCGGAAAUGCUGUCCAUGUCAUGAUUGGCGCAAUAUGGCCAAGUUUCUUGAAUAUUCCCAAUGGUAUCCCCGAGUCGCAGGGAAUCACGACCGGUGCUAUGGUCGGGUUCCUGAUCUUCUGGUUGAUCCAGGUUCCGUUCCUUUACAUGCAUCCCAACAAGCUGCGCUGGCUAUUUACGAUCAAAUCGAUUCUGGUUCCUAUUGCUUGGAUCGCUAUCUUGAUAUGGGCAUUUGUCACCGUGAAAGGUGGUGGUGGCGUAUUCGCAAAGCAGGCUCCCACAGUCUCCGGCUCCAAGUAUAGCUGGCUAUUCUUGGCCAAUAUGACAUCCGUUCUGGGCAAUUAUGCAACAUUGUCUGUCAAUCAAUCUGACUUCUCCCGAUACUCCCGCGUCAGCCCCCGCUGGCAGCUCCUGUAUGUCCCUAUGCUACCUAUUAUAUUUACAUUCUUCGCUUUUAUUGGCAUUGCUGCCUCGUCCGCCGGCCAAGUUGAAUAUAAUCUCUCGUCUAUCCCAUGGGAUCCAACCGUUCUGAUCAGUUACUGGCCCAACCGCGCGUGUCGCUUUUUCGGCGCAGCUUCCUUCGCACUAGCCUCCCUGGGCGUGAACAUUUCGGCCAAUUCUCUUUCAGCUGCUAACGAUUUCACUGCACUGGCACCACGGUAUAUCAACAUCCGGCGCGGGCAGAUCCUAUGCGCCUUGUUGUCGUGGUGUCUUGUCCCCUGGAAAAUCCUCGCAUCAGCAGGCAACUUCCUUUCUUUUAUGUCUGCAUAUGCGAUCUUCCUUGGUCCUAUUGCUGCAAUUAUGAUGGUUGACUUCUGGGUUGUCAACCGCCGUCGAUAUGACACCCUCGCUCUAUACCAGCCCAAUAACCCAACAUAUCGCUAUACAUUCUCCAUCCCGGGCCUCCCGGGCAAGAGUAUCUCUGGCACAAACUGGCGUGCUGUGUUGUCUUUUAUUGUGGGUGUUGCGCCUAGUCUUCCUGGACUGGCCAACUCUGUGAACUCUAAUAUCGAUGUCGGUGUCGGUGUACAUCCGUUUGAAUUCGGGUGGUUAUUGGGCUUUGUUGCCACAUCUGUCGUCUAUAUGUUGUUAUCGUGGCUGUUUCCUGCGCAGGAGACUCAGAUUGACCGUGCUGUUCUACCUGACGAGAUAUACGAUAGAGGCAUGGUGGUCGAAGGAAUGGAAGCGGUUGACCCAGAUAGCAAGGAUGUGGUUACUGAUACACGGGAGAAAGAUAUGGAUGUGGAAAAGGCUGUCUAG
Messenger RNA from Penicillium expansum, 1695 nucleotides. Its product is annotated as nucleobase cation symporter-1 family protein. The transcript has 3 exons. Gene Ontology annotation, biological process: nucleobase transport; transmembrane transport. The record is from RefSeq and is a predicted model, not a curated record. NCBI's taxonomy places the organism in Eukaryota, Fungi, Ascomycota, Eurotiomycetes, Eurotiales, Aspergillaceae. Gene Ontology annotation, cellular component: plasma membrane. Gene Ontology annotation, molecular function: nucleobase transmembrane transporter activity. The coding region runs from base 1 to 1695 and encodes 564 amino acids.